GCCAAAGCGACUCAACAGCAGUCGAGACCGAGAGCUAGAUCUCCAAAUAUCAUUCCAAACAACCAAGUCAGCUCAAAAUAAUAACAAAAACAACAAACUGGGAACUUCUCCCACCUAAAGCGUGCAUGUGGAAAAUAGAUCAACAAUCUGAGCGCUUGAUUUUAGGGAAUGAAAAGAAUCAACAACCCGAAUCUGCAUCAUCUGCUUUGACUAGAACUGGAUAUUUUGUCAUUAUUACUUUUAUUAUUUACCUCUUUGGACCAAGCCAGGAGCAGACUGAGACUCGGUGAGGAGUUUGAACGAAGAGGCAGCACCAGCAUCUUCAUCAUCCUCAUCAUCCCACAGGAGGCUACCUGGUGAUCUCUCUCCCAUCACAGCACAUCACAUCACAUCACAUCACAGCACUCCAGAGAGAUGGCUGCAGCCAAAACGGAGCUCCUGCCUGCUCUGCAGAUCUCAGAUCCUCUGAGCUUCCCUCACUCCCCCAUGGAUUGCUACCCCAAGCUGGAGGAGAUGAUCCUCAUCAACUCCGCCGGCAUCCUCAACGCCUCCACACCGGAGGGCACCGUCUUCGGAUCGGGGGAACCCGGCGAGCAGUACGACCACCUGACUGGAGACACGCUCUCUGAAAUCAGUCUGAACUGCGAGAAGUCCCUGGCCGAGCAGACGUACGGGACGCAGCGGCUGCCCCCCAUCUCCUACACGGGCCGGUUCACCUUCGAACCGGCCACCAACUGCAGCAACAGCCUGUGGACGGAGCCUCUGUUCAGCCUGGUCAGCGGACUGGUGAGCGUCAACUCGCCCGCCACCUCCAUCACCUCUUCCUUGGUCUCCCAGGUCACCGCCUCUUCCUUGGCGACUUCAUCUUCCAGCCCGUCCUCCUCCUCCUCUUCGACGUCCUCUUCAUCCCUGACGUCCACGUCUAGCCCCAACCUGAGCUGCUCGGUGCACCAGAGCGAGCACAACCCAAUCUACUCCGCCGCCCCGACCUACUCCAGCACCAGCCCUGACAUCUUUCCCGAACCCACCACCAACUUCUCAUCGGUGGUGGGCACCUCUCUGCCGUACCCGCCCCCUGCCUACUCCAGCAGCAAGCAGUGCGGCACCAGCUUCCCGGUCCCCAUGAUCCCCGACUAUCUGUUCCCUCAGCAGCAGAGCGACAUCGGCCUGUCCCUGGUCGACCAAAAGCCCUUCCAGACGCAGCAGCCAUCACUCACGCCGCUCUCCACCAUCAAAGCCUUCGCCACGCAAACAGGCUCGCAGGACCUGAAGAGCGUCUACCCCACGCAGCUGAUCAAGUCCAACCGCGGCCGCAAGUACCCCAACAGGCCGAGUAAGACGCCGCCCCACGAGCGCCCCUACGCCUGCCCCGUGGAGACCUGCGAGCGCCGCUUCUCCCGCUCGGACGAGCUGACGCGCCACAUCCGCAUCCACACGGGCCAGAAGCCCUUCCAGUGCCGCAUCUGCAUGCGCAACUUCAGCCGCAGCGACCACCUCACCACGCACAUCCGCACGCACACCGGCGAGAAGCCCUUCGCCUGCGACAUCUGCGGACGCAAGUUCGCCCGCAGCGACGAGCGCAAGAGGCACACCAAGAUCCACCUGCGCCAGAAGGACAAAAAGGCCGAGAAAGCCGGCGCGGUGUCCAGCAGCGUCCAGAACACCAUCGCCUCCGUGUCCAUUUCAGCGGCCUCGCCUGCGUCGAACUACCCCUCUCCCAUCGCUUCCUACCCCUCCCCGGUGUCCUCCUUCCCCUCCCCGGUGGCUUCCUGCUACUCCUCUCCGGUUCACACGUCCUACCCGUCGCCCUCCAUCGCCUCCACUUACCCGUCCAUCUCUACCACCUUCCAGAGCCCCGUGGCCACGUCAUUCCCCAACUCCAUCGCCAGCACCAUCUACAACUCUCCGGUCACGACCCCGCUUACCGACGUGCCAUCCACGCUGUCUCCGCGGACGGGCGAAAUCUGCUGAGACUCUCACCCGUCCCGUCCCGUCCCGUCCCGUCUGACAGGACGACAGAGCUUUAACGGACCUGUUAAUUAACGAAUCCCCUCCAUUCAGAAGCACUUUGCUGCCUGCACUCAAGGACUCAAAGACUUUUCAGGAAAAAAGGGACACUUUCAGUUUUCUGCAGAUCCCUUCGCUUCGAGCGAGGCGUUCGGAACUCGAAGAGCGAUGGACGCUCUUCGGUUCUCCUCCGUACGUCCAGGAGGGGACGGCCGAGCGGAAAGGACUCGCUGUAAACUAAUGCCUGCAGGUUUCAAAGCUCAGACCUUGAUUGAUUGAUUGAUUGAUUGAUUGAUUGAUAUACAUAAGCUACAGUAUCUGUGUGUUGUACACGUGCCAUGUUUAAGUUGGUCGUUUUUUUACGUUCGGUUGUGGAUAUUGGUUUGAAUAUUUGCAUCGUAUUAAUCCUAAAUUCCAGCAGGGCCUCAUGUUUGAUACCUUCUGUAGUCUGUAGUGAUGCUGUGAUGAGUUUCUUUUCUCUCUUUUGUUCUUUCGUAUAAAAGCACUUACGUAUCGCCGCAUGUGUAAGAGUAACGUUACUUUAUCUUCUGUUGUAAAUAAUAUCACCUGAUAUAUUAAUAUCAUCGAUAUAUUAAAUGGACGGAGGGAAAAACCAGGGGAACGUCCAGUCUGAACCUGAAAAUUUUCGGUGCCUUUUGAGAAGCCUCGAUGACUUUCGAGUGGACGCUCUUGCGUCCGGCCUUAAGGUGGAACGGAUUUUAUUUGAUUUUGUUUUUCUUUCUUUACACGGAGAGUCAUUUCAAGGAGCGGAGAGGGACCGCGAGGGCGCUGCGUGCUGUUUUCGGGGUGUAAACAUAAAAGAGAACUAUAUUUUUGUAACUGAAGUGUACAUAUCUACAGGCGACAGAAUGCUGUAGUUACCUACUGAGUAGGCAUGGGAAUUUUUGUAUGUUAUUUACAUGCGUCCAUUUAUUUUGUGGUUCGUUUGUUUUUUUAUUUUUUAUGAUUUUUUUGAUUUUGUAUUUGUGUUUGUUGGAAAAAGUGACUGUUUAUGGCUUCUAAACACGUUGAAUGCGCUUAACUGCCAACGGGAUAUUUGGUGUACGAGAUAUCCUUCCUAAACAGAUACAUAAAUAAAAUAUAAAUAUAUAUAAAUCUAUAGAUUUAA
Molecule: messenger RNA, 3136 nt
Organism: Trichomycterus rosablanca
Lineage: Eukaryota; Metazoa; Chordata; Actinopteri; Siluriformes; Trichomycteridae
Gene: egr1
Product: early growth response 1
Exons: 2
Coding region: 415-1971 (518 amino acids)
Biological process (GO): regulation of transcription by RNA polymerase II
Molecular function (GO): RNA polymerase II cis-regulatory region sequence-specific DNA binding; DNA-binding transcription factor activity, RNA polymerase II-specific
Source: RefSeq, a predicted model, not a curated record